Molecule: messenger RNA, 2649 nt
Organism: Chaetomium globosum CBS 148.51
Lineage: Eukaryota; Fungi; Ascomycota; Sordariomycetes; Sordariales; Chaetomiaceae
Exons: 3
Coding region: 1-2649 (882 amino acids)
Molecular function (GO): glutamine synthetase activity; hydrolase activity
Source: RefSeq, a predicted model, not a curated record
AUGGCCUCGUGGGUUGGCAUGCGCGCAACGGCCACGCCGUCCCAGGUGGACGCCGUUGCUCGCGCCAUUCGCAACACCCCGAUCAUCGACCAUCACGCCCACCCGCUCCUCAAGCCGGAAGCUCUUAGCAAAAAGCCCUUGCUAGCCAUCACCACCGGAGCGACCGGCAAUGCAAUCGAUUCGGCUACUACUUCGCUGCCCCAUCUUCGCGCCGUCCGUCAGCUAGCUUCCGUUUUGGGUUGUGGCUACACUUGGGAGUCAGUUGUGGCCGCCAUCGAGGAGAAGCGCUUGGAUUGCCUCGAGGACUGGACGGCUGACUGCCUGUUCGGCAUUGAAACCAUUCUCGUCGACGACGGUCUAGAUACGGAGGACGACGCCCAUGCAUACUCGUGGCAUGACGACUACACGCGGAGCAAGUGCAAGCGCAUCGUGCGCAUCGAGACAAUCGCUGCCGAUAUUAUUCGCCGUAUCGGAAGUGCAUGCGAGAAAUCUGCUCAGACCGAUGACGUCUUCGACGAUGCUUUUGAUGAAUGGGUACAGGAGUUCGACGCCCAAAUCGUGUCCGCCCUCGAGGACCCUGACGUGGUUGGCUUCAAAUCAGUCAUCUGCUACCGUACCGGGCUGGACAUCACGAACGAGUUCAACGAGAUGCAAGAGACACCGGCGCGCGAGGAUUUCAAGCAGCUCAUCGCCAAUUAUGCGCUUCUGAACUUUGAGAGGCUACAGACCAAGAGCCUGAACGACUUGGUGGUGCACCGCACAGCCCAGCUGAUCCAAGACAGUCCUGCCAGACAGAAGAAGCCAAUCCAGUUCCAUACCGGCCUCGGUGACAACGACCUCGCCUUAUCCAAGUCCUCGCCAUCCUUCCUUCAAGACUUUAUCCGCUUGUACCCCACCGUCCCCAUUGUACUUCUCCACGCCGGCUACCCCUUCACGCGCGAGAUGGGAUACCUAGCAACCGUCUACGAGAAUGUAUACGCUGAUAUCGGCGAGGUGUUCCCAUUCGUGAGCCAGGAUGGUCAAGAACGGGUUUUGCGGCAGAUAUUGGAGCUGUGCCCGUGGUCCAAGAUCCUUUGGAGCACCGAUGGGCACUUGUUUCCAGAGAGAUACCUACUAGCUGUCAUCCAGAUGCGGGAAAUGUUCGAGGCGGUCUUAUGCGGCUACGUCCGCAACGGCCACAUCGGUUGGAGGGCUGCUGUCGACCUUGUGCGAGAUGUCCUCUUCAAGAAUGCCAACAAACUCUAUCAUCUAGAACUUGACUUUUCCGAAGUGGAAGAAGAGAGCGCUCUCGCACAGGGUGGAUAUCAAGGCGACGCCGAGCUUCUUCGGGCCUUCUUGAAAGACCAGCCGGCCCCUGAUUUUGUCCGGAUAUGCUGGGUCGACUUCACUGCGUCACAUCGAAUGCGCAUGGUCCCCUUUAGGAAGUUCACAUCUCUCCUUAACGAGGGCAAUUCAACGGAUAUUGGUAUUACCGCCGCUGUAUUCAGCUUACUUCAGAACGACACCAUGAUACCUGGCGCGUCUCCAACUGGCGAAUACCGCCUGCAUCCGGACUUUUCCUCCCUCAAGAGGGGACCGAUCGAAGGGCACAUUAGUCUACACGGCGAGUUCCGCCAGAAAUCCGGCGCGCGGGUGCCCACCUGCCCUCGCUCGGUCCUCCAACGGGCCGUCGAAUACGGCGCCGAGAACCACCUCUCUUUCCUAAUCGGCUUCGAGAUCGAGUUCGUCCUUCUCGAGCGCGUCGAGCAGAAAACCAACAACACCUCCCGCUACUCAGCCCUCACCACCGACGGGCACGCCUGGUCCGUCAGCCGGUCCCUCGCCAACCCCAAAGUCGCCACCCUCCUCCGCGACAUGGUCGCCGCCCUCGCCGACAUGGGCAUCUACGUCGAACAGCUCCACGCAGAGAGCGCCACGGGCCAAUUCGAGCUCAUCCUCCCCCCUUACGCACCCGUCGAAGCCGCCGACACGCUCCUGCACACCCGCGACGUCAUGUCGGCGCUCGCCGCCGCGGCCGGCUUCAAAAUGACCCUCCACCCCAAGCCGAUCCCCCACGCGUGCGGCACGGCCUCGCACAUGCACUUGUCCCUCCUCUCCCCCAACGGCGGCAGCGACAAGCCCGACGUCUACCACCCCUUCUACGCGGGCAUCCUCAAGCACCUGCGCGCCGUGCUGGCCUUCGCCUACACCAACCCGGCCAGCUACGAACGCGUGUCGGACGGCGUCUGGGCGGGCGGGCGCUGGGUCGCCUGGGGCACGCAGAACCGCGAGACGCCCCUGCGCCGCAUCGAGGGCUCGCAUUGGGAGAUCAAGUGUCUGGAUGGGCUGGCGAACCCCUACCUGGCGGUGGCGGCCGUGCUGUUUGCGGGUGUGAGGGGCGUGGUGGAUCGCGAGGUGCUGGUGUGGGGGGAUUGUGAGAUUGAUCCGGCUAAGAUGACGGCGAAUGAUCGGAAGGAGUUGAAUGUGAAUCAGAUGCUGCCAGGGAGUGUGGAGGAGGGGCUGUCGGAGCUGGAGAAGGAUGUGGAGUUGUGCGAGAUGAUGGGGCCGGAGCUGGUGGAAGGAUAUGUGGCGCUGAAGGAAUGUGAGCUGGAGCUUUUGGGGAAGAUGGGCGAUGAGGAGCGCAGGCAGUGGUUGAUGGAGCGGUAUUGA